Myxocyprinus asiaticus (Chinese sucker) is the source of this 2891-nucleotide messenger RNA. Its product is annotated as F-box/LRR-repeat protein 3-like. Lineage: Eukaryota; Metazoa; Chordata; Actinopteri; Cypriniformes; Catostomidae. The record is from RefSeq and is a predicted model, not a curated record. The transcript has 5 exons. Gene Ontology annotation, biological process: regulation of cell cycle; SCF-dependent proteasomal ubiquitin-dependent protein catabolic process; G2/M transition of mitotic cell cycle. The coding region runs from base 235 to 1545 and encodes 436 amino acids. Gene Ontology annotation, cellular component: cytosol; nucleus; SCF ubiquitin ligase complex. Gene Ontology annotation, molecular function: protein binding.
UGAAAUCCAUGUUUUCCCGUGCUCACGUGGAUACUAUUGGCAGUACCCCCCGUGCUGCGUAUCGGAGCUUUUGUCACUUCAUUAUGGGACGCUGCUGAGCACCUAUUUACAAGCAAUCAGGAGACACAUAGUCAAUGCUUCAGUUUUGCAUUUGGUAAAACUUCGCAGCAAAGCAAAUCAUAUUGUUUUUGGGAAGGUAUGCCUUUCUAGUUUGACGAAGGAGGCUGGAACAAGAUGAAACGGGAACGGUCAAAUUGUCAGAGCUUCAUCCCCUCAGAGGGCAGAAACAAGAGACUGAAGAGUGCUAAUCCAACUGACAUCAAAGCAAGUUCCUCCACAUCACAGAAGCCCACUGAAGAAACAUGGGCCAACCUGCCGCACCAUGUCGUCUUGCAUAUAUUCCAGUACCUGUCUCUGGUAGACCGGGCUCGAGCCUCGUCUGUGUGUUGCCGAUGGAACGAUGUCUUUCACAUCCCAGACCUGUGGAGGAGAUUUGAAUUUGAGCUGAACCAGCCAGCUACAUCUUACCUGAGGUCUACGCACCCAGAUCUCAUCCAGCAAAUCAUCAAAAGACAUGCUCAGCACCUGCAGUACGUGAGCUUCAAGGUUGACAGCUGCACAGAAUCUGCUGAAGCUGCCUGCAACAUUCUCUCACAGCUGGUGAACUGCACCAUUAAAACACUGGGUUUGAUUUCCACAGCACGACCAAGCUUCAUGGACGUGUCCCAGUCACACUUCGUGUCGGCUAUGAGUGUGGUGUUUGUAAAUUCCAAGUCGCUGUCCUCUGUUAAAAUUGAUGACACACCGGUUGAUGACCCUUCCCUGAAGGUACUAGUGGCCAACAACAGUGACACGCUCAAGCUGUUGAAGAUGAGUAACUGUCCACAUGUGUCUCCUGCAGGCAUCCUCUGUGUGGCUGAUCAGUGUCACGGCCUGCGGGAACUGGCCCUUAACUACCACCUGCUGAGUGACAAACUACUGCUUGCCCUCUCCUCAGAGAAACACGUACACCUAGAACACCUGCGCAUCGACGUGGUGAGUGAGAACCCGGGCCAGAGCCAGUUCCACACCAUCAGAAAGAGCAGCUGGGAUGCCCUUAUCCGCCACUCGCCCCAGGUCAACAUCGUCAUGUACUUUUUCCUGUAUGAGGAGGAGUUCGAGCACUUCUUUCGCGAGGAGACGCCCGUCACACACUUGUACUUCAGUCGAGCUGUCAGUAAAGACAUGCUGGGGCGUAUCGGACUAAACUGCCCACAUCUCAUGGAGCUGGUGGUGUGCGCGAAUGGGCUAGAGCCACUAGACGAAGAGUUGAUCCGUAUUGCAGAUCGAUGCAAGAGCCUCACAGCCAUUGGUCUCGGCGAGUGUGAGGUGACCUGCAGCGGUUUCAUGGAGUUUGUGAAGAUGUGUGGCGGCCGCCUGAGUCAGUUGUCCAUCAUGGAGGAAGUGCUCAUUCCAGACAACACAUAUAACAUUGAGCAGAUCCACAGUGAGGUCUCUAAACAUCUGGGCCGGAUUUGGUUCCCUGAUAUGAUGCCCACAUGGUAGAGUUGCAAAUCUGCCCUGCAUAUACCUAAUGUUAAAAUGCAGACAGUGUGCACGUUUUGUCACGUUUUUUGUGCUUCAUGAUUGCAUUUACAACAGAUGCACAGUAGAUGCACUUGUCGUCAAAAUAUUUAGAUAUCCAAUCUAGUCUACAAGCUGUCUGCAUUUGGCAAGCAUGGCAGCCAUUAGACAGAAUUGGGUAAUUUAAAUAUAUCAUAGGAAGCAAAACAUCUGACUGCACAUCUGGAAAAUCAUUUGGUGCAGACAUGCUGUCUGGUGGUGUGUAAAACAUGAUUUGCGAUUGGAUCUCAGAGAUGGGAUUUUAAUGAGAGGUGUUUACAGUUCCACACAAUUGCGCACAACACACGAAAACCAAUUCUUUUUGUGAAAUUCACUGGCGAAUACAUGUAACAAUCGCACUAUGGACUUGUUAAAGAAAAUAUUCUGGGUUCAAUAGAAGUUAAGCUCAAUCGACAGCAUUUGUGGCAUAAUGUUGAUUACCACAAAAAUGUAUUUGACUUGCCCCUCCUUUAAAAAAAAAAAAAAAAAAUCUGGGUUACAUUGAGGCACUUACAAUGAAAGUGAAUGGGGACCAAUUUGUUUUAUGUUAAAAUACUCACAUUUUCAAAAGUAUAGCCACAAGACAUAAACAAUAUGCGUGUUAACAUGAUUUUAGUGUGAUGAAAUCACUUACUAACCUUUUCUGUGUAAAGUUAUAAUAGCCAAUUUUACAACUUCGUUGAUGACGAUUUAAUGUCAACAAACCCUAAACAUGACUGUAAAAAAGACCAUUUAAACCACUUUACACCUCAAAUAAUACAAAAGUUUUAACAAGAAUUCAUUUGAGCUUUUAUAAAAUUAUAAGCUUCACAUUUCUGCUUUUAAACCCUCCAAAAAUGUCCCCCCAUUCACUUCCAUUUGUACGUGCCUCACUUUAACUACACUAUUUUAUUUUGUAUUUUUUUUGUGUUUUUUUUCAAAGAAAAAGAGGGACAAGUCGAAAUUCAUUAUUGUGGUAAUCAACAUUAUGCCACAAAUGCUGUCUAUUUAGCUUAACUUGUAUUGAACCCGGAAUAUUCCUUUAAGUUGCUUAUACUGUAUUUUCUGACUAAACCUUUCUGCUAUGGCCUGACCAUAAUGUUAUAAGCUACAAGUGAAUACCUGAAAAGGAAGGCACCUUCCAUAGACCAUAGCAGAAAGGUUUUAUAUAUAUAUAUAUAUAUAUAUAUAUAAAAAAAUAUGUAAAAAUACAUUCUAUAAAUAUUUAAAAAUAUUUAUCAGUGACAAAUGCCAGCAAGUAAUAAUAAUAUACCAAAAAUAGUAUAAAACAGUUGGCUUAUUAUGUCUGU